GUAGUAGUAGCAGCAAGCGGCGUCAGCACUGCACCUACUGCAAGAACCACGCCAGACACUCCCGUAAGACCAACCACAAGUGUGAGUUCGAGAACUGUGAGUGUCUGCUGUGUAAAUUGACGAGGCUGAGCCGCCUCAUCAUGCGGCACCAGCAGCGCCUCUGGCGGCACCUCAAGGACAGCAGGAGGAGAGAGGACGCUGCUGAGGGCCCUGCUACUGCUGGUGCUCUGCUGCCCCUCGCUGCUGCUGGUGGUAGUGCUGCUGGUGGGGAGGUGGUGGUCUAUGAGGCUUCCGGUGACGGCGCUGAAGGUGCAGGAAUAAGACUCUCCAGUAAACAGCAGAAGUGUGACAUGUGCAGGAACCACGGGGUGAUGAAGGAGAAGAGAGCCCACAAGAAUGACUGCCCCUACCAGAGCUGUCCUUGUGAGCUAUGUGGACUCUCCAGGAAGCGUAGGAAUAUUAUGAAACAUCAGCAACGUGUUAGAAGGUCACAGGUAACAAGCCAGCAGCGCAACGAGGCCUAUGACUACGUCACUCGGACGACUGCAGAACUAGCCCAGAUGUCUAUUAAACCUACGCCCACUACCACCACCACGCCCACGCCCACCACCCCAAGCACCAGCACGCCCAUGGCUGCCCUGCCGCCGCCCACGGCUCCAGCUCCUGGCACCUCUAGUAGCUGUGCUCAACCCUCCUGCGUCACCACCACUCCCACUGUUACCUCUACUGUCAUGGACGCUCCGCCCCUGGAAGUGAUGGAGAACAGUCCACCACGGCAGUGUCUACAUAGACCAGUUUUGCCUGAACCCAGGAAUCCUAUUCCUCUUGGUCCAGUGCCACUACACUGUGAUGCUGCACCACCACUACAAGCCUCCGGCUUCCAGUGUCCCCUGGGCAGUUCUACCGCAACCGCAGCCACAUGGAGAAACCUCAAGAGGGACCAGGAAGAGAUAGAUGGUAGAAACCCUAGGGUCUUCAGAGACAGUCUCUUCAGGAACUUGGAUUUCAUGAGAGGUAAUAACAAUCUUCUUGCGAGAGAGGAUGCAAUGAUGGGAGGUGAGAGCAUAUGUACCUAUGAUACAGUGGGUAGGAUGGAGCUGGUCACCUGCCACAACGCUCCCUAUGCUCUCCACGCUCCAGCUCUGGCUGACUCCAGCCUCACAGCUCCUUCCAAGAAGACCCGCUUCACCUUCACUAAUGAAGACUUGCGUUACAGCCACCGCUUCUGGGGCACCAACCCCAUGGAGACGGAUAUGAACCGUGUCUCUGACGACCUCCAGCAUGUUGGCUACCGCAGAAUGGUCACCAAUAGUCAGGAUGUAAGGAUGAGAUCUCCACCAGCACUCAUACCACUACCACAGCAGCAGCAGCAGCAGCAACAGCAACACCACCACCACCACCACCACCAGCAGCAGCCACUGCGCCCACAGCCCCUGACACCACUCCGACACCCCACUUUUCGCCACAGCGUGGAGUGGGACCCCGUCAGUCUUCCCUACUUAGCGUACUCCCUGCUGCAGACCCGAACCUACAAUACAUCCCUGCCCACCUCUCCGUUUGGCCUGGGACGGGUGGCACCCUUUCUUAACCCGUCAGUACCUUAGGGAACACCACCAUCCUUCUCGCUAAGACUCUUAAGAACUAAUGAUGAGCGUAGAUGUGUUGAAGGUCAGCGGGGAGCACCAUAACACAAGGCCAGUACAGAGUUAUCAGCACCCUGCCGUUCCUUCCAACUUCGCCACUAUUAUUAAAUUAACGGGGAAGCGCUGAGCCCAUAAGGGUCAUACAGUGCCUGGGAAACAAGGGGGCAAUUAGAUUUUAUAUGAGGAAAAGGAGAGUACCUCCAAAUCCUUGCAUCAAGAGCCCCUCACCAGCAUUAAGGCACCAACCUCCCUUGAAGGAAUCUCGCCACUAGACUCCGCUGGGGAGAGUACCCUUAAAUAUUGCUUCUUUACGUCUCUGUACAGUUUAUUUAUUAUUGUAGCAGCCCAACACCCACAAGAAGCUAUGACAGUAAUUCUCACCCAACACAACUUGUGAAGAAAACCUUAGACGAGGUUAUAAGUCUUCCACAACGAUCAUAACUCAAUUAUAAUCAAAAGUAAAGCUGAUAUUAUCAUACUGUAUUCACACACAGGCGCUAAACUUGUAUGGGUCAUACAGUGCUGAGUCGAGUUGAUUGGGCACUGGUUAAGUAUAUAAUAAAUUUUUUACCACUAUGAUUCUCUUGUACUGUUUUAUCAUAAACAGUGCUAUUAUAUUACUAUUAUUAUUAUUAUUAUUAUUUGUGUGUAGUUUUGAAUAAAGUUAGUGAAUAUUUACAAAUGUAUUUUUCAUCCCUAAAUUCCACCUAUCCUUAUUUUACUACACUAAUUUUUUUAUGAGGUUCUGAAAGUCAGUUUCUUAAUGCUUCCUGAAAAUUUAAAUAGUAACCGUUAUUUUCUUUUAGUAAGGUUAAAUUAAGUGAGGGAGGGUUGGGCUACACAAACCUACAGCAAUGUACAUUUGGUCCCAAAUAAGCAAGAUAUAGAAAAAUGUCACCACUCACCUGGUAACAAGAUGGCCAAUUAUUAUAUUGAAGGAGAAGUGCUAAACCCAUAGUGGUUUUGCAGUGCCUAGGAAAUGGGAGGCAGAUAGGUUUGAUGCAAUGAAUCACAAGCCCCUCCCAGCAUCAUUAACCCUCCCUUUAGGGGACGAGGUGUCCAAAAAUAAAGGAAAAACCUACAAAUGUGGAUGAUUAUUACUUGUGGUGCAAGAAUGAGCUGCUAAAUUAGCGAUACUGUAAUGAGUUAUUGCAAUAUACUGUACCUGUGUAUGGUAUGUGUGUGUGUUAUUAAGUAUCCAGAUAUAUACAGAAUGAGUGAGGGAAAUCCCAUGAGAAAAAGAUUAAAAGGAAUGAUUACCUAUAUAUAUAGUUUGACCUCCAGCUCAAUAAGGUCCUCUUUCACUGAUCAGUGUUCAUUGCACUUUGAUGCUCUUUUUGAUUAUAAUAAUAAUAAUAAU
Cherax quadricarinatus is the source of this 3003-nucleotide messenger RNA. Lineage: Eukaryota; Metazoa; Arthropoda; Malacostraca; Decapoda; Parastacidae. The record is from RefSeq and is a predicted model, not a curated record.